AUGGAAGACGAUAUUGAUAUCGAAGAACACGAUGUCCUCGACAAUCCAAGGAUUAAAAGUAUCUUCCCGGACCUGUCCAGGGUGAAGAUUGAGAUACCUGAUGAGGAUGAUGCUCUUGUUGAAGAUCAAUAUGAAGUUCCGAUAGAGAAUCAAGAAGCGUUAUAUCAAUACGAAUACAGUUUUGGCAAUAAUGAAGAAAAUGAGGAACCAUUGCAUUAUGAGGAUGAAGAAGGGGAUGAGGAAGGACAAUCGUACUUUUUUAAUAACCAAAUUAUACUGGGAUCCAAACCCCCUGUUGAUUGGGAAGCGUUAAAAAUGGAAGCGUUAACUUCAAAUACUGUAGUUGAUUUAGAAAACUGGGGACCAACGCUCGAAGCGAGCCCUUGUUAUUGUAAUUCUUGCUCCAUACUAUUCCCAACAGUGAACGCUUUAGACGCCCAUAAAAUGAUUAGCCAUUCCUAUCUAGUAGCUAUGGACUUAUCCCCCAAGAACACAGCGCGAAAAAGCACGGUGCCCUCAAAAUAUUGCAACCACUGCUCCAAAACCUUCCCCGACGAUACAUCGUUAAUAAAACAUCUGUACGAACUCCUCCCUCUAAAUUUUCCCGUCAAAGAGGAGCCUGAAGACACAGAAACGGUGAAACCGAAGAAAAUAGCGGCACAGUUGCCAAAAAAAUUGAAAUCAAGCACACCGGUGCCGAAAAAAAUCAAAGUCGAACCGAAGGAAGAGGUUGAACAGACUUUGGAAGUUCCGAAAAGAAAAAUCUGUUUCAAAUUACCCAGAGACGGGAAAUUCUUUGCGUCCUCCUCACUUGUGCCUCGAGGGACGUUGUUUCAGUGUAAUAUUUGCCAAAUCGGUUUCAUAUCGUGCUUCGCUGCCUUACAGCAUAGUAAAUAUUGCGAAAAAGCACUAGCCUUCGACAAAUGUGGUGUCUGUAAGCGAAAAAUUCGGAAAAAAGACUCCGCUAUACACAGUCUCCAACAUCAGACGAAUGAUAAGUUAAAAAUUUACACCGUCAACAAAAAUAUGUACGACAAAGUACUAUGUAAGUGUCCGAAAUGUUUGUCCUGCUUUGAUGAGCUCGGUUUUUGGGCGCAUUACGGUAAAUGCAAGAAAUCUGAGAGAAAGUCGACGCGAUGCCCCGAUUGCGAUCUGCAUAUAGCUUCUACGAGAUACCAACUUCACCGCAUAAAGCACGCUUCGAAGAAAUUGUCGAAAAAAGAACUAAUCGUCAUUGAAUUCUUUGACCAUUCCGCGAAAGGCACGGUUGAUAUGCGAAAAACAGCUAAGGAAUUCAAGAAAAAGUUUAGAGAGAAGAUCAGACGCACACGGCAAGGCGCGGAUGUGGUUAUUUACCCCCAUGACAUACCGUUGUAUUACUGCGACGUCUGCGGAUGUUGCCAAUACAAGUUAAGCUAUAAAGGCCAUGCGAACGGCAUGUGCAGGACUUACAAAUCAAAGAAGUACUGCGAAAAAUGCGGUCUCUGUUUCUCAGCAAAAGGAAUUACGAGUCACCGCAGACUGCACGCCAACCGCUCAUUCCAAUUAAAAGACAUCAAAAUAUUCAAUCUGUCUAGCGGCCAAGUAAUGGAACCACCCUUACCAGAAAUGUACAGAUGCGAAAAAUGCGAAAAACACUUUCUGUAUUACAGGAACGUUCGCUUCCAUAAAUGUAAACAGGAGAAAUUUCUCACGUGCAAGGUCUGCAGUAAGAAAUUCAACAUCCAAGCUUAUAAGAUACAUAAAAAGUUCCACGGCGUCGACGAAUUGAUUCCGGAGUUAUUGAAAAAGUACAAUUUAAUUCAGACCACGUGGAACGUUUUGUUCAUGUGUCAAGCUUGUGAGAUCGUCAACAUGACAUACGAUGCAGCGGUUACCCAUUCCCAAGGUCAUUUAAAUUACGUUAUAACGGAUUUUCAUAAAAUGUGUUAUAAGUGCAAUUUGAAGAUCGCCGAAAAGGAAUAUCAUUCGCAUCAAAAUUUGCACGCGAACAAUGCCAGUUUGGACCGGGAAUCGUUCAAGUAUUUAAUAUACAAUCCGCAGGAUUUGUUCAGAAAAGAAUGGAUGCAAUUGUUCUCUGAUUUACCCGAACAGGAUCGGAGACAGAUUUUGAUGAAGAGUAUUUAUAGAUACACCCGAAGCGUUCGUUUACAAAUAGAAUCUACAUCCCUAACUGAAAAAAAUAAGUACUUCUGUAUGAAUUGCAACAAAUUUAUGGAUGGCCCAACAGUUUCGUCCCACAUCGCAAAUAACUGCGCCAAAAAUAAUGACAUCGUUUGCGAAUUAUGUCACGAACCGUUUCAAUCUCUAAACCAGUUACUAGACCACGAUGGGGAUCAUGAGAAAUUGAGUCAGAAAUUCACUGUUAUUAGUUUCAAUAAUGAAUGUGAUAAGGCGUUCAAUAGUCAUCUCAAAAUGCUCGAAUCCAAAACCCCUUAUCAAAGAAAGAAGCUUAAACAAGAAGUACCUUUAUCAAAGUUAAGAGAAUUAUUACUUAAAGAUGCGAACGCUAAAAAGGCUUUUAAACUAUACAAGUGUACAAAUUGUAGCACUUGUGUUAGCUUAAAGUCUAGCGUGAAUCGCCAUAACUGUGUGCCGGAAGGCGAAAGAAAAUUUUGUAAAACUUGUGAGCAAUAUUUUUCAGUGAAAAAAUUCCAAGUGCAUAUGGAAGCUCAUAGAAAGAGGCCGGAUAUUAGAAAGGGUAUGUUUCACGUCGUAAAUUUCGCUGGUAAGAAUAAACUUAAAGAUGAAGUUACUGCUAAGGUUUAUCAUUGCAAUUGUGGGCUACAUUUCACAUCAAUGAAAACUGUUGAGAAUCAUUUGGAUGUUUGUAAUAAAAAUUUAAAAGUUUCGAAAGAAAAGUGUAGUAAAUGUGAUCUAGUAUUCCCCACCGAUCUACUUGUAACCCAUAUUAUUAAUCAUCAUAGUAAAGAAACGAAAAUUAACAUCGUAAACGUAGCUAAACUUAAUUACUUUAAAUGUUAUAAAUGUUCGAAUAUUUUCGUCGACAUGCCAUCUUUUAAUGGACACUCGCUAAAUUGUGACGCGAAAAACGGUGUCAAAUGUACGAAUUGUAAACUAACAUUCGAUAAAAGAUCCCUACCGAAGCAUAUGGUAGACUGCGUUAAUAAAAGUAACGUUACUUAUAUAAAAAAGAUUGUUACAAUAAAGAAAAUCGUUAAAGAGUCGACUGUUUAUCGGUGCGAAGAAUGCGAUUUGAAUUAUUUAGCUAGAAACACGUUUAAAUACCACACGAUUGAGGCCAACCAUAAGCACAAAGAACCUAUUCCUUGUGACGUGUGUGGACUGAAAUUCACAAACUGUUCUUAUCAGAAACAUAUUAAAAUACACUCUGUUCCUAACGAAGACUACAAAAUUAAAGUCUUGAACGGCCUUACGAGACAAUUCUAUUUCAUGACUGGUAGUAAUAAGGUCGACAAUGAACCGUGGUCGCCUAAAAAACGUAAAUUGAAAACUAAUACCAAUGAUGACGAUAGCCCAACUCUGAGCAAAGUUCAGAAAAUUGACGAGAAUGUUCCAAAAAUUCGUAAAAGUCGGUCCAGGGGAGACGAAUCGUUGACUUCGAAUGAUGAAGAAAUGAUUAUUGUAGAUGAAAAUAUUACAAUUGAAAAAUCAGAUAAAAGUUUCGAAAAUACCUCAAAGUCUAGACGGAGCCGGUCCAAUUUAGACGUACCGUCGAAUUUGAAAGACGGCGAAGAUGUUCUCUCACCAGAACAGAGUCCUUCGGCUCGAAAAGUUGACCAAAAUGUCCAUAAAUCGAGACCAAGUCGUUCGAAAAUAGACGAGCCAUCCACUUCAAGAGAGCUAAUAGGUCCUGACCAUCCAGAUCACGCUGAAAGCGACAUUUCGUUAGACGGGUCUGGCAUAUCAAAUAAAGUUAUAUCAAAACUACACAUUCAUAAAUACACAGCGACGUUAUACAAAUGCAUAUUCUGCAACCAACAUUAUAUGAAAGAUACGUCCUUCGAUUAUCACAUUAAACAUCAUAAAAAAUUAUCCGAAACGAUAAAUCACAAGUGCGAUACAUGUGGGCUAGAGUUUUCUAAACACACUUUACCUAGGCACCAGUUUGUACAUCAUAAGAAAAUGGAUCUAAAACUGGAAGAUUUUAAAAUCCUCACCGAAUCCACUUACUCGCCUGAUGCCGAAAUCAGGACUAUGAUGGCCCACCUCCAAGCUAAAGAUGGGAUUCCUAAUCUAGAAACGACAACCGAUAGCGCUCAAAAUGAUAACUUAGAUGAAAGUCUAGAAUACAUUGACGUAGAAAAUACGGAAUCAGAGGAAAGUAAUGAAAAUAUGAUUUAUUUUAAAUGCUCCGAAUGUAACGUUUGUUUCGUAGAUGAAAAAAUGUGUUUCGAACAUACGAAUAAACAUGAAAUUAUGGAUCCAAAAAUGUAUAUACAGUGCAAAAUAUGUGAAUUCCAAUUCAUGAUCGAUGCUCUAAAAGAACAUAUGACUGAGCAACACAAAGACGAUUUUAAAAUAGACGGUUUGAUUAUACACGAAUAUUUACCUCAAGUAGGCUCGGAGCCGAAAAUUCAGACUUAUAAAGCUAUAGAUAAGGUUCAGUCCCGCUUAAUUAGUACCACUACAGAUGUAGGUAUAUCAUAGAAUUAGAAAUGUACAUAGUUUUGUAAAAACCUACUAUUUUCGCGGGUGUCGGUAACCGACCAACAACGAUGAUGGGAAAUCUCAAAGGUUAUCAAAGGAUAACCUUUGAGAUUUCUCACACAUACAUCAUCAGCCUAUAAGUGCCCACUGCUGAGCAAAGGCCUCUUGGGCGUUAAUUACGACGCUUGCUCAAGGCGGAUUGGUAAUUUCAAACUUAUAAUUCGAAU
Molecule: messenger RNA, 4859 nt
Organism: Spodoptera exigua (beet armyworm)
Lineage: Eukaryota; Metazoa; Arthropoda; Insecta; Lepidoptera; Noctuidae
Source: the annotation of a GenBank genome assembly